AUGCUCUCUUCGCGACUGCUGAAGUAUCUGCUUCAAAUCAGCUACAUAUCAUUGGUUUUAGGGACUUUCUGUGCUACUCUUCUCUCAUGUGUGGCCCUUCUAUCCCAGGCCGUUCGAACUGCACCGAGUAGAUCUUGGAACAAGAAUUUCAAUGCUCUCAUCAUCGGCGCCUCAUAUAUAGUGUUGCUGAUUGCAUCCUUAUUCUUCUGCUUGAAGAGAACAUUGGCCGUGCGACUGAAACUCUCGAGACUCUCGAGAACGCACAAGACCAUUACUCGCGGGGAUGUUCCCGAUUCCGUCCACAGGUUCAUCACUGAGGAAUACGCGCGGACAUGCUUGAUUGCACACCAAAGUCAACCAACUGAUGCAUUUCAUGAAGGAUGGGGUAAACUAGGAGGCCAACACGAGGGCGUUUAUUUCAGACGUGCUCUAUUGGACACCAUCCCAAAAAUCGAUUCUCUGGCUCGCCUUGUCAUUCCUACACACCCAGCAUUGAAACCUCACGCUCGCAUGAUACAUCAUUUUCGAUUCAUACUACCUCUACUUGCCUCAAACGAGGAUGAGCUUACGCCUUUACACUACUACGACUCCAUCAUACAACUUGCCAGAGUUUCGCAUCGAGAGCCCACGGAAGAAGAGUUUGAACUAGGUAUUCAAUCAGCGGAGACUAUCAUGCAAGUUCUGAACGAGUGUCGACUCGAGAUGCUCGAAGAUUCUUCGACACAGCUAAAUCAAUUUUCGGAGGAGUCCAUCCAUAUACGCUCUUAA
Molecule: messenger RNA, 768 nt
Organism: Lentinula edodes (shiitake mushroom)
Lineage: Eukaryota; Fungi; Basidiomycota; Agaricomycetes; Agaricales; Omphalotaceae
Exons: 6
Coding region: 1-768 (255 amino acids)
Source: RefSeq, a predicted model, not a curated record